Messenger RNA from Caenorhabditis angaria, 973 nucleotides. Lineage: Eukaryota; Metazoa; Nematoda; Chromadorea; Rhabditida; Rhabditidae. The record is from the annotation of a GenBank genome assembly.
AUGCUAACCACACUUUUUGUCCUCUUGUUGGCUGUUUGUGUUGUUUUGGUGAGUUUUUCUCGGGGGGCUUUUGGACUAUUAAAAAAUCUUCAAAGUUAGGCUAAUAUGGGCUCAGGUUGAUAUUUUUAGUCUUAGGCCUAUCAAUAGAUUUAGCUUCUAGGCUAUUGAAUUUUAGACCUUGAUGGAGUUAAGAUUGAAUUAACCUAGGCUUGUGAGUGAAGCCUAUCGUCGUAGGCCCAAUUCUUCAAACCGGGCUUGGUCAGAAAUUUCAAGCUUAUUAAGUUUAUGGGGAAUUUGAGGGUUACCCUAAGCUUAUGAAUUUUUAAGGCUGAAUAGAUGAAAAUCAGGCCUUAGUUAAAUCCAACUUGUUAGGUUUGUCUUAAACUCAAACUGAGCGAGAAGUGACCUUGAGCUGAACUAUAAUUCAGGCCAGGUCAAAAGAUUUUUAGGCUUAACGGGGAUCUAGGAUUGCUAGAAUUAGGGAAUAUUCCUGAAUUCAAACUAGGCUUAGACUUAGCUCAAAAAUCAAGGCCAAUUGUUACACCCACGUUUUUAUUUGGUACUGAAAAAUUUGAAAAAUAUUCUAUUUUCGAAAUAGAAAGAUCAAGUCUCAAAUUUCCAUAAAUUUUCCCUUCGAAAAAAUGUCAACGUAGAGCAAUUAAAAUUUUAUGAUGGGUAAUUGGUAGUCUACAUUUUUGAAAAAUAAUUGAAUUUUUGUGAAAAGCAUAGGCUUACUCAACUCCUCCCCCCAAAAAUUCCCAUUUUUUUGCAGUCCACCAGUUUGGUGUCGGACAUUUCCCAUCAAUUUCUACAUGCACCAAUCGAGCAACAAGGCAUUUAUGAGCCAUCUUAUUAUAAUGGAAAUGGCGGAUUACGUGGAAAUGGUGUGCAAUUUGCACCACUUUAUGGAAUGACAAAUUCGCAUUUGUUGAGUUUGACCGAUUUGUUGAGGAAAAGAACACUUGAUUAUUGA